Molecule: messenger RNA, 3394 nt
Organism: Cryptomeria japonica (Japanese cedar)
Lineage: Eukaryota; Viridiplantae; Streptophyta; Pinopsida; Cupressales; Cupressaceae
Product: pentatricopeptide repeat-containing protein At3g24000, mitochondrial-like
Exons: 1
Coding region: 361-3360 (999 amino acids)
Biological process (GO): RNA modification
Molecular function (GO): protein binding; RNA binding; zinc ion binding
Source: RefSeq, a predicted model, not a curated record
UAAUUAAAAUGUUUGAUGUCAAUCAAAAGUCUGUAGUUUAUAGGUGAGGAUUUUAGUGCGUUCUUUGUUAUGCAUUAAGAUUCAAUCUUUUGGAGGUGCAAUAAGAGAAGCAAACAGGACUGCUCGACAGAUUCAAUCGUGUAUGAAUCGCACCACUUUCUUUGGUUUUGAAAGCUGGCCCUCCUCGGCAGAUAGUUGCGAAGGUCUCAAUCAAAAGGAUUUAAGUGGAAAUGCUUGCAUGUUUAUUACUGUCAAUGCCACUGUGGUAGACUUAGACUAAAUGACACCACAUUGUUCACGCUCCAAUUAAAAUCAUAAAAUGCCCUUAUCAUUGGCUACUCAUCUCAACCUCACAGGAGUAUGUCGAAGAAUGCGCUGCACAUUCUGCUUACUACACACAACCUCUCCGAAGAGUGUUCUACAUAUUUUCAUUUAUUGCAGACGUGUAUUCUCAAGAAUGCACUUUCACAAGGUAGAAAACUCCACUCUUUCAUCGCUCACAGGCGAUUUACAUUUGCUACACGCACAACUUUUCAUAAUAAGCUUAUUUACUUGUAUGUCAAGUGCGGGCGUUUAGUGGAGGCCCGUAAAGUAUUCGAUCACACAAAAGAACGAGACAUCAUCUCCUGGAAUACGAUUAUUGCAGCGUAUAAAACACAUGGGUAUCCUCACGAGUCAGUCACAUUGUUUCACAAUAUGCAAGAAACAGGUCUCCACCCCGAUCAGUUUACAUUUGCCAGCGUACUCCCAGCCUGUGCCAAAAUGGGAGAUUUACAACAGGGUAUAGAAAUCCAUAAAAGCAUAAAUAAUUGGCGAAUUUCAUCAGAUGUUGUAGUUGCAACAGCCCUUGUAGACAUGUAUGCAAAAUGUGGAAGCAUACACAAGGCACGUGACUUGUUUGACGAAAUCUCUCAAAAAAAUGUGUUCUCAUGGACUGCAAUGAUCGGAGGAUAUGCACAGAAUGGAUUUGUUGGAAAGGCGUUAAAAACUUUCAAGGAAAUGCAAUUGGCAGGUGUAAAGCCAAAUUCCACAACUUUCGCCAGCAUACUCCCUGCCUGUGCCAAAAUGGGAGCUUUGGAACAGGGUAUGGACAUCCAUCAAAGCAUAAUGGAAGCGGGGCUUUUGUCAGAUAUUAUAGUUGGAAAUGCUCUGAUAGACAUGUAUGCAAAAUGUGGAAGCAUCGACAAGGCACGUGAACUGUUUGAUAAAAUGCCUCAUAGAAAUGUGGUCUCGUGGAAUGCCAUGAUUGCACGUUAUGCACAUAAUGGAUGCGUUGAAAAGGCUUUGGAAACUUUCAAGCAAAUGCAAUUGGCAGGUGUAAAGCCAAAUUCCACAAGCUUUGCCAGCAUCCUCCCUGCUUGUGCCAAAAUGGGAGCUACGGAACAGGGUAUGGAUAUUCAUCAAAUCAUAAUAGAAGGGGGAUUUUCGUCGGAUAUUAUAGUUGGAAAUGCUUUGGUAGACAUGUAUGCAAAAUGUGGAAGCAUAGAAAAGGCACGUGAGGUUUUUGACAGAAUACCUCAAAGAGAUGCCAUCUCAUGGACUGCAAUGAUCGUAGGAUAUGCACAAAAUGGAUUUGUUGAACAUGCUUUAGAAACUUUCAAACAAAUGCAAUUGACAGUUGUAAAGCCAGAUUCCACAACCUUCGCUAGCAUCCUCUCUACCUGUGCCAAAAAGGGAGCUUUGGAACAAGGUAUGGGUAUCCAUCAAAGCAUAAAAGAUUCAGGAAUUCUGUCAGAUAUUGUAGUUGCAACUGCCUUGGUAGACAUGUACGCAAAAUGUGGAAGCAUCGACAAGGCUCAUGAAAUUUUUGACAGAAUGCCCCAAAGAGAUGUGUUCUCGUGGACUGCAAUGAUUACAGGCUAUGCACAAAAUGGAUUUGUUGAAAAAGCUCUAGAAACUUUCAAGCAGAUGCAAUUGGCAGGUGUAAAACCAAAUUCCACAACCUUUUCCAGUAUCCUCUCUGCCUGUGCCAAAAUGGGAACUUUGGAACAUGGUAUGAACAUCCAUCAAAGCAUAAAGGAUAAAGGAAUUUUGUUAGAUGUUUUAGUUGCAACUUCCCUAGUAGACAUGUAUGCAAAAUGUGGAGACAUAGACAAGGCACGUGAGCUGUUUGAUAAAAUGCCUCGGAGAAAUGUGAUUUCAUGGAAUGCCAUGAUUGCAGGAUAUGCACAGAAUGGAUCUGUUGAAAAAGCUCUAGAAACUUUCAAGCAAAUGCAAUUGGCAGGUGUAAAGCCAAAUUCCACAACCUUCGCCAGCAUCCUCCCUGCCUGUGCCAAAAUGGGAGCUUUGGAACAGGGUAUGGACAUCCAUCAAAGCAUAAUGGAAGGAGGAGGGUUGUCAGAUAUUAUAGUUGGAAAUGCUCUGGUAGACAUGUAUGCAAAAUGUGGCAGCAUCCACAGGGCACGUGAACUGUUUGACAAAAUACCUCAAAGAAAUGUGAUCUCAUGGAACGCCAUGAUUGCAGGAUAUGCACAAAAUGGAUUUUGCAAGGAUGCUCUCAAACUUUUUGAAUUAAUGAAGCACUCUGGAACAUAUCCCGACAUUGUAAGCUUUGCUUGUGUUCUAUGUGCAUGCAGCCAUGCAGGUUUAGCAGAUGAGGGCUGUUCAUACUUUAACCACAUGAGUAACCAAUAUUGCAUUACACCUACAGUUGAUCAUUAUGUGUGCAUGGUUGACCUUCUUGCCCGUGCUGGCUAUCUUGAGGAUGCCUUAAAAUUCAUCAUUAAGAUGCCAGCUAAACCUGUGGUGGUUGUGUGGAUGAGUUUUCUUGGUGCUUGUAGAUCAUACAUGAAUAUAGGCUUAGGAGUAUUUACAGCAAUGCUGCUUUUUGAUUUGGACUCUACAAAUCCUGCGACAUAUGUUCUUCUUUCAAACAUUUAUGCAGAAGUGGGCAGGUGGAGUGAGGUUCAAAUGGUAAGGAGAUUGAUGAAAGAUAGGGGAAUUAAAAAAAUACCUGGAUGUAGUUGGAUUGAAGACCAUAAAAUUGUACAUGCCUUUUUUGUAGGAGACAAAAGACAUCCACAGACACAAGAAAUCUAUGCAGAGUUGGAGAAAUUGGCUUGGGAGAUGAAGGCAGCAGGGUAUUUCCCAGAAUCAAGGCAUUUACUUAGUGAUGUAGAAGAGGAGGAAAACGACAUAUUUCUUUGCUAUCAUAGUGAAAAGUUGGCAAUUGCAUUUGGUUUGUUAAAUACACCUCCUGGAACAACUAUUAGAGUUGUUAAGAACCUUCGAGUAUGUGCGGAUUGUCACACUGCAACAAAAUUUAUCUCUAAGAUUGUUAAAAGAGAAAUUGUUGUGAGAGAUGCGAACCGUUUCCAUCAUUUUAAACAGGGACAAUGUUCUUGUAGAGAUUAUUGGUGAAAAAUUGUUCACCAUGUGCACUAAUAGUGAAGGA